Messenger RNA from Epithele typhae, 1143 nucleotides. RefSeq names its product aspartic peptidase domain-containing protein. NCBI's taxonomy places the organism in Eukaryota, Fungi, Basidiomycota, Agaricomycetes, Polyporales, Epitheliaceae. Gene Ontology annotation, biological process: proteolysis. Gene Ontology annotation, molecular function: aspartic-type endopeptidase activity. The transcript is spliced from 7 exons. The record is from RefSeq and is a predicted model, not a curated record. Bases 1 to 1143 code for a protein of 380 amino acids.
AUGUCUCAACGUGGUGGUUUCGCCCACUGGCUCGUAGCUCUUUCGUGUCUUCUUGCCGCGGUCCGGAUGUUGGGGCGAGGGGCAAAAUACCUAUCCAACUGGUGUCGCCGAGCUCGAACACUGAACCUCGAAUCUCGGCGACGCAUCGGCGGCCAGGCGUUUAGUCUCCUCCUUGACACGGGCUCCUCUGACCUGUGGGUCGUGUCCUCUGACUGCAUAUCAGAAGAGUGCGCAGGGGUCCGAAAAUACAACAGGACUUCUUCCCUGACAUUGACCGACCAGCCCUUCCAUCUCGACUAUCUUGCCGGAAACGUGACUGGCCUCGUUGGCGCUGACACCGCCAGGCUCGGAGACUUCGAGGUUUCGGAACAGACGUUCGCCAUGGCCAAUUCCACAAACGGCCUAGGGCUCUCUGAUACCGGAAACAGUGGCAUCUUGGGUUUGGCGUUUCCUGCCGAAGCCUCCAUUCCUGACACGAUUGGCCGAACAAUAGCGGACAAUCUGUUCUCAGGACUGAAUGAUGACUCCCAGGUCGCGCGUCAGGGGCGCCCAUCGCCUAUCGCCGUCCUCGACACGGGCACGACGCUCAUCCUCGGGCCGACGGCCGACGUCGCGCGCUUUUGGGCGUCGGUCGGCGGGGCGAGGCAGUCCGAGCGCGGGUGGGAAAUCCCCUGCACGCGCGGGGUGUCCGUCUCGUUCGCCCUGGGCGAGGGCGACCAGCAGACGGCGUACGCCGUCGACCCUGCGGACAUGUCCUGGGCGGCAGAAGGUUCCGUCGACCUCGGCGACUGGUGUCUGGGCGGUGUGCAAGCGAACGACGGGGUGAAUUUCGCCGCGGACUGGCUCCUGGGGGACACGUUCUUGCGGAACGUGUACGCCACGCACCACGUCGCGACGGGCUCGCGGCCGCCCGCCAUCGGGCUUCGCGGCCUGACCGACCCUCCUGCCGCCCAGGCGGCGUUCGUGGCGCGUCGGGGCGCGGAUCCCCUGCCCCCCUCGCGGGUCGUCUUGCCCCCGCCGGCGGACCGUGCGCUCACGGGCGGGGACAUCUGUGGCAUCGCGACAGCUUGCGGGGUCGUGGCGGGUGCGGUGAUCGUCGUUUUGUUCAUGGCGCGGAAGGGGAGGCGGAGGAGCGGGGACUAG